Populus nigra (black poplar) is the source of this 2205-nucleotide messenger RNA. Its product is annotated as heavy metal-associated isoprenylated plant protein 33-like. NCBI's taxonomy places the organism in Eukaryota, Viridiplantae, Streptophyta, Magnoliopsida, Malpighiales, Salicaceae. The transcript is spliced from 4 exons. Bases 427 to 1851 code for a protein of 474 amino acids. Gene Ontology annotation, molecular function: metal ion binding. The record is from RefSeq and is a predicted model, not a curated record.
GGACAAAUUGGUCAGGGAAAGAAGUCGGCCUGUCAAAUCGCUGUUCUACUUUUAUUGUUUUCUCCCCUUCAGUAUUUAACGUUAAAUCACAUCACCUUCGAUUUCACAGAGCAGAGCAUCCCCUCCUCCUCCUCCUUUCCCUCUCUCCCACUUCUCUCCCUGCUACACUGCCAUAUGUUUCAUGUCCCGAUUCUGACUUUUAUUCCCUCCCGCGCCUACUUUAUCUUCUCCUUUUCGCUUUGUUUGUCCUGGCAUUGUUUGUUUUGGUUUCUGUGUUCUUUGGUUGAUCCUUUAAAUUUUUCUGAAGUCUGAAGAAGCUAAAACAAUGCCCAUGUGCUUUUAUUUUGUUUGCUUUUGAGAACUGGAAGAAGAGAAGGAAAAGAGACUGAGUGUUUUGAGCCUCUUUCAUUACAAAACACUGAAGAGAUGACCAAAGAAGAUGACUUUAAGCUCCUCAAGAUCCAGACUUGUGUUCUCAAAGUGAACAUACACUGUGAUGGGUGUAAGCAGAAAGUAAAGAAACACCUUCAGAGGAUUGAAGGAGUUUACCAAGUAAACAUAGAUGCCGAGCAACAAAAAGUCACAGUUUCAGGUACUGUAGAUACCGCAACUUUGAUCAAGAAACUAGUCAGAGCCGGGAAACAUGCUGAGGUUUGGUCCCAGAAGUCCAGUCAAAAACAAAUUAACAACUGCAUCAUAGAUGACAAGAGCAAUAAAAGUCAAAAGCAAGGCUUGGUCAAGGGCCUCGAGGCCUUAAAGAACCAGCAGAAAUUCCCUGCAUUCAGCUCUGAAGAAGAUGAUGACUAUCUUGAUGAUGAAGAAGAUGAUGGGGAUGACCUCGGAUUUCUUGGACCAAGCCAACUGGGUCUUUUCAGGCAGCAUAUCAUGGAUGCAAACAAAGCAAAGAAAGGUAUCGGUGCCAUUCCUCCAGCUUCUAACAAUGGUAAUGAAAUGAAAAAUCUUGUAAAUGGGAAUGCUGGAAAGAAAGGAAACCCAAAUCAGAAUAUGGGAAUGAAGGUCAAUCCAGGGGGGAUAGAUCAGAAAACCAUGGCAGCAUUGCAAAUGAAAAAUGCCCAAUUAGGUGGUGGAAACAUCAGUGCUGGGGAGGGCAAAAGGGGAAAUGACACUAGUACCAUGAUGAACCUUGCUGGUUUUCGUGGAAAUGAUGCUAAUGUCAGCAAUGCUACAGCUGCUAUUGCUGCAUUAGGAGGUAAUCCCAACGGUCUAGGGUUGCAAGUUCAAUCCAAUAAUAACGGGCAUCAAGGACCUUCUGCAGCAGCGGGAUUCCCGACUGGUGGAUAUAGCACAGGUCAGUACCCAUCAUCCAUGCUGAUGAACAUGACUGGGCAAAACCAUCCAGCAUCAAUGAUGAUGAACAUGCAAAACAGGAAUGGCAUGCAACAACCCCAGAUGAACAUGACUGGGCAAAACCAUCCAGCAUCAAUGAUGAUGAACAUGCAAAACAGGAAUGGCAUGCAACAACCCCAGAUGAACAUGACUGGGCAAAACCAUCCAGCAUCAAUGAUGAUGAACAUGCAAAACAGGAAUGGCUUGCAACAACCCCAGAUGAUGUAUCACAGGUCUCCUUAUAAUCCACCGACCACUGGUUAUUGCUACAACCCUCACCCUGACCCUCACCCCUUCCCCUACGCUGACCCUCACCUAGCUCACCCCUACGCUGACCCUCACCUAGCUCACCCCUACGCUGACCCUCACCUAGCUCACCCCUACGCUGACCCUCAUCUAGCUCACCCCUACGCUGAACAACCUAAUUAUAAUGGUGAUUGCUCUGCUGCAGCAUCAACAGAAAUGUUCAGUGAUGAGAGCACUAGCAGCUGUUCCAUAAUGUAAUGAAAGCAUGUAGAAAGAGUAAAAAAAGAAUGGUGUGCUGACUUGAAUAAAUGUAAUGUUUAGGGGAGUUGGUUCCUCUUGUCAGUAUUAUCCGGUGGUGUGGUCUAGAGGAACAGGUCGGAUUGAGAAUUGGAUGCAGGAUGUCUCUGUAGUUAGUUCUGAAUCUUCUUUUUUUAGCAGUGUAUCGUGUAGUCGUUAAGAUGUUUGCUUCUAAAUUAGUCGAGCUCUCUCUUGUUCUUUUAUUUGUUUGAAAGAAAGAGAGUCUUGGUUUGUGGAUUGUGUAAGCCACGCUACCAGCAAGUAAAUAAACAGAAGGGAGUGAAUUAUUGAGUAAUAUAUAAAUGUUGGUGUAUA